GCCAGACCUCUCUUUCAUCUGGACAACUUCCUUCUUCCAAUUAUUUACAUCAUAUAAUUAAAAGGCUAUGGAGAUCUCAGACCAGAAACAACUCCCCCAAGAGCUGGAUUUGGAGGAGAUAACUAGGAAAAUUUCAUUUCUUGACAAAUGGAGCGAAAUCUUCAGUUAUCACAGAUUGGGAACCAAUAAUACAACUUCUCAGAAUCCCGAAGGCAGCCACGCAUCUGCUGAUGAAAGUAAAGAUGGGCCAGGAAUGCCUCGGCCCAAAGGAUACGGACUCUUGACAUCAAGCAGCCUUUGUUCUUUGCCCAACCCCUCCUCUAUCAUCUCUUCAAAAUCAGGCGGCGUUCCUAUCUCCCUAGCAAUGGCUAUGAGGCUGCGGCAGAGCCUCUUUGGAAAUGCAGUCCACACCUUCAGCUGUGACUGGGAAGAGGCCUGUUUCAGGUUCCACGAUCCUUUUUCUGACCUGGCUUUUGCUUUGGAAGUGGGAAAGGGAGGUGCCCGAAGCAUUCAGAUGGCUGUACAAGGAUCCAUCAUCAAAUACUUGUUGUUUACAAGGAAAGGGAAAGACUGUAACUUCCACAGUUUAUGUGCAAUGAGCAAGCAAGAGCAGAAGCAAGCCUUGGCUGUGGCCCUGGCUGGUAUCCUGUGGGCUGCAGGAGAAGCUCAGAAGGCCACCCUCUGUCUUGUCACUGAGGACACCUACAUCACCUCAACUCCUGACUACUCUGCGGACAAUUUCACUGAGCGGCUCCAGCUGUUUGAAGUUUUAGACAAAGAAGCCACUGAGAAAUUCAUCUAUGAUCAUUUACAAUGUUUCAGUGGAGAAGGGAGCCGUGGGGUCAUCCUGUUUCUUUACAGCCUGGUCUUCUCUAGAACUUUCGAAAGGCUUCAGAAGGACCUAGACGUCUCCACUGUUCACCUGUUACAACCAAGUGCUGGAGGCUUCCUAUGCAGGCAGGCAGUUCUGAACAUGAUUUUAACUGGAAGAGCAAGUCCACACGUCUUUAAUGGCUGUCAAAAUGGAAAGUCUCAAGAAAUAUUACAUGGAGUCCUGACCCGCAGUGACGUCGGCUAUUUGCGAUGGGGCAAGGACACCUCAGAGGAUGACAGGCUUUCCCAGGUGGGCAGCAGGCUGAAGAGUCCCAAAUUACCGAUUUGGCUGUGCGACAUCAAUGGAAAUUGCAGUGUCCUUUUCAGCACAAACAGGCAGCUCUUAUCAGACUGGAAAAUGGAGCGGCUCUUUGAUCUGUACUUUUACAGUGGGCAGCCUUCACAGAAAAAGCCUGCCCGUCUUACCGUAGAUACUCACUCCCAUCCCUGGGAAAGGGACCAAGGUGAGAACGAACAUGGACCAGGAAGACGGUUUUCUCCAGUGGAGAUGGCAAUCAGAACCAAAUGGAGAGAGGCCACCAUCAACUGGAAAGGAGCUGUUCCCUUUUUCUAAAGAGAAAGCCAUGAUGUGCAGUGAAGUGUCAGAACUGCUAGGAUAGAAAGAUUAAUUUGAGGGGACGUUAUUUCACAUCUACAUUACCCACAGAAAACCCCCACUAGCAUUCUUUGGGAGGCGUCUGUGUUAGGUCCUCUGCAGUUGCUUUCAGAGUUGGAGGAGGAACAGUGGUCCCUAAAGCAGGGUCUGCAAGGUGUAUCCUCCAUAUCACAGGUGACAAACACAAGGCCCUCGGGUUGAAUCUGGCCCUCCACCUUUUUUUAUCCGGCCCCUUGUUUCUAUCCAGUGGCAGUGCUGAGCUCUUUGUCCCUAGGUAAGGAGUAGUUACAUUUAUACAGUCCUAAAAUUACAUUCCGCCCUUUGAAGUCAACCAUGAGGCUGAUGUAACCCCCAGUGAAAAUGAGUU
Phyllostomus discolor (pale spear-nosed bat) is the source of this 1856-nucleotide messenger RNA. RefSeq names its product MINDY family member 4B (gene MINDY4B). The transcript has 12 exons. Gene Ontology annotation, biological process: protein K48-linked deubiquitination. The record is from RefSeq and is a predicted model, not a curated record. NCBI's taxonomy places the organism in Eukaryota, Metazoa, Chordata, Mammalia, Chiroptera, Phyllostomidae. Gene Ontology annotation, molecular function: cysteine-type deubiquitinase activity; K48-linked deubiquitinase activity. Bases 68 to 1447 code for a protein of 459 amino acids.